AUGGUACAUUAUAAUUACUAUAACUAUCCACGAAACCUUCGCUUCUACCAUCCGUCAGAUAAGGUCGGUCUUGUUGGCAAGAGUGCCGACGAAAAUGAGAAAAGUUCGGGCGGUGCGGGAGAACCGCCCAUAAUAUCUAAAUUACCAAACGAGGAUUCUCUCACAAAAGAAAUAAUGUUACUCUAUAAGGUAGUUGUCUCGCAAACUUUUCACAAAAGUAAAUUAAAAAAAUUACAAGAACAUUUGGCAAUGUUAGCUGUUCGAGCGUACGUGAAUGGUCGUAAUUUCGCUGAUAAAAUUGAAAAAUUACUAAACGACGAAUGGCCAGGACAUGACAUUAAAGUACAUAUGUUUGGUUCCUCCAUGAAUCUACUCGGAACAACACAAUCUGAUGUAGAUUUAUGCGUUAAAACACAAUGGAAUGGAUUAAAGAGCGUGCAAAAUUUAUCCAAAUGCCUGAAAAAUCGUGAGCGGCAUGGAAAUAUUACAAUGCGUGCCCAAGGCCAAAGUGCCGAUAGUAAGGUUAUGGGAUCCAAGCCUGUAAAGAUCAUAACUGAUUUUGACAUUGAUCAAGAAUUGGCCUGUGAUAUAAAUAUCAAUAAUACACUAGCGCUACAUAACACACGUUUAAUACGGAAUUAUGUGACAAUCGAUUCAAGAGUACGACCAUUAGCAAUGGUCGUAAAACACUGGGCACGAAAACGGGUUUUGAAUGAUGCAGCUAAGGGUGGUACGAUCUCAACAUACACCUGGACUUGCAUAGUUUUGAAUUUCCUCCAAAUGCGAAAUCCUCCGAUACUACCGGUUCUUCACAAUUUACCACAUGAUGAUGUUGAGCCAAUAAUAGUGAACGGCGAAGAUGCAUCAUUUUACGAAAAUGUGUUGACUUUAGAAGGAUUUGGUUCAAAAAAUAAAGAAUCAGUUGGUGGUUUAUUGUUUGGAUUUUUUAGACGCAUGGCUUAUGAAUUUGACUAUGAGAAACACGUAAUAUCGUUGCGUCAUGGCAAAUAUCUUACAAAAGCGGAAAAAGGUUGGGACACGUGUAAAGGUUGGAAAAUGUUAUGUGUCGAAGAACCCUUUAAUACGACAAGGAAUCUUGGAAACAGUGCCGACGACAUCAGCGUAGAGGGGUUAAAGGGAGAGUUCCGAAGGGCCUAUAAGAUUCUUUAUGACAGUGCCAACUUAAAUGCGUUAUGCGAGCAAUACAUUUCCACCCAUCAGUAUAAUAAUAACUACUAUAAUUAUCGUAGCAAUAAGAGUAAUUAUGUAUGGAAGCCGAAUAAUAGAAAACCUGGAUAUCCUCAUUAUAAGUACCAUCAGAAUGGUCAUCAGGGCGUGCGGACGAAUCAUGACUGUGAUACGAUCGACAAUUUUCAUGACAUGAAUGGGAAAAGUUCUUACCCUCAAGAUGCUCGAUAUGUUGAGGGAGAUGAAUCUAACGCCCCUAAUACACCGAGAUUUGUCCAAGCUGAUGAUGUUCCUUCAUCGAGAAAGGAUGUUUUUUGUCCGACAAUUAAUGGUGAAGAGUUUACCCAAACAUCAGAAACGAUGCACGUGGAUACUAGGCGUAUGAAUGGCUACUAUGAGAACACUGAUGUUGACAAAUUUAAUGCUUAUCAAAAUCGAAAAAAAGUCGUUUCUGAGGAUGAUAUUCCUCCAAACAGACGAGAACGCACUGCUUUUCCCGAGAAAAUCGACGAUGAAAGUUCAUUUGCAUCCCCGACGACAACUCACGAUAAUUCUCAAUUUCGUUAUAAUGUUACAUCUACGGACCCGAAAAAUGAUGAGCAAUUUUCUUACAAGGGUCCUUCAACAAGACAAUAUAAGAGCGAUAAUUUCAAUCGACAGGGUUCUAUGAAGAAAAAGAAUGACAAACGGUAUUCACACACAAGGUCUUUCAACAUCGAUCAUAAUUUUUCCCGUAUUUCUGUUCAUGAUUCAGUCCCGUCACAUUCUGUUCAUAAGUCGAAUCAGGAUAUUGAAAAUGAAGAAUCGUCAAAGCAUUUUUCACCGAAUUAUAAUGCUAACACGACUCCGAACACCUUUUACAAACAUAACAACCAAAAAGCUGACAAUAACUCAUAUCAGAAGCAUUCUCGAACACAGUGCAGUUCACCAUUGCGUUAUCAUAAUUCUCCUCGUUCGGACCGAAGAUCUAGUUUUUCGCAAAAUUCGGAUUCACCUUAUAAUUCGGAUGUUAAAUAUAAUAAUAAUAAUGGUUAUUCAAAUUAUUCACGUCGUUCGAAUACUCCUAGCGACUUGGAUCAAAAGCCCUAUUUGCAUAAUUUGGAAAGUAAUAAUAAAGGAAAUCAGAGG
Messenger RNA from Funneliformis mosseae, 2316 nucleotides. NCBI's taxonomy places the organism in Eukaryota, Fungi, Glomeromycota, Glomeromycetes, Glomerales, Glomeraceae. The record is from the annotation of a GenBank genome assembly.